UAUAUAUUAAAUAAAAAAGAAAAAAAAAUCAUAGGACGCCGCUGUCGGGGUCAGAACUCAGUCAGUGUUCAGUACUCAAAUCAACUCAAUCAUGGGGAGCCUGGCUGUAUGGCUAAUGGAGCCAGCACCCGUUAAUUUUACUUAAAAAUUAACUUUCCCAAAAAAAGGCCAAAAAAACAAAUAAAACGAAGAAAAAAUGUCAGACUGGAGUUGCAAUUGCACAGUAACAGAUGUGCACGAGAUCAUAAUUCAUAACCAAAAAAAAAAAAAAAAACCAAGUGUGGUGGAAUUCAGGUUAAAAUUUACUAACACCUGCCACGUACCCACUUCCUCUUCGGUGUUGAGCUUGACAAAGCCUGCUCAAACUUCUUCUCUUUAUAUUUUUCUUACAAUCCGUCUAUUUGCUUCUGAAUAUCCUUUUUGAACUUUUCUCCUUCUGCUUCUUCUUCCCUGCUUUACCAAGAUUCUCCCAAUCCUCAUUUUUUUUCCCCAUCCCAAUCCCCCUGCAAACAACAGGCAAAGCUAAUUCACAACUUAAGCUACUAUUCUUUUGUAUCUGAUUAAGUAUAAUUGCUGUAUGAUGUUAGGGAUCUGUAUAUCAGGAUGUCUUCCUUGUGGCGGCACGCAUAUUCAUCGUCUCUGACAGUUAUAACAAUUUGGUGAUAUAACCAAGGGAGAGUUUGUUUUAGAUGUUAUGCAACAACUCUUUGAGGUCAGUCUUUACUCGAGCUGGGGGGCUAAGGAGUUACGCUGAAGGAAGGUUAUUCAGCUGGAGGAGUUUGAAUGCAACUCGGAGCUUGAGUUUUCCGAGACAGUGGAGAUUUUCAUCGACGUUGAAAAAUAUGAUGGUGGAUACUGGUGCUAGUGCUACUGCCAAAGGAGGGCCGCCUAUGGGUGAUUUUUCUCCAGAGAAGGAAGAUAAUAUUGGAUAUGCUAGUGGAGGAUGGAAGAGCGAUGAUGGAAGACUCAGCUGCGGGUAUGCAAGUUUUAGGGGAAAAAGAGUUACCAUGGAGGAUUUCUAUGACAUCAAGACUUCCACUGUUGAUGGGAAAACAGUGUGUUUAUUUGGAAUUUUCGAUGGUCAUGGCGGUUCUCGUGCAGCUGAGUAUUUGAGGGAUAAUCUUUUUGAGAAUCUUUUGAAACAUCCAGAAUUUAUUGCUAAUACAAAAUUGGCUAUAAGUGAAACAUACAAACAGACAGAUGCAAAAUUUUUGGAGUCUGAAAAGGAUACUUUUAGGGAUGAUGGAUCUACUGCUUCUACUGCAGUUCUGGUAGAUAAUCAUUUAUAUGUUGCCAAUGUUGGAGAUUCCCGGACGAUAAUAUCUAAAGCUGGGAAAGCCAUUCCUCUUUCUGAGGAUCAUAAACCUAAUCGAAGUGAUGAGCGGAAAAGAAUUGAAAGUGCUGGAGGUGUAGUGAUGUGGGCAGGCACUUGGAGGGUUGGUGGUGUAUUGGCAAUGUCCCGUGCUUUUGGGAACCGCAUGCUAAAGCAGUAUGUGGUGGCUGAUCCAGAGAUUCAGGUACCCUUUCUUUGCCCUAUUAAUUGUAUAAAAUCUGCUUUUGGAGAUCAGCCUUCAAAGUGUUCUUCUAGGUUUACUCCUGGCUGUAUUUUCAUUUGAGAAUCAAGAAUUGUUUCUCCAGUGUCCGUUCUGCUAAACCUGUUGUGAGGGUUGGCCGUCAGUGGUAGCUGGCAAUUUUUCCUGAAAUCGACCUUUAUGUUAAUGCAGAGACCAUAUGUUUUACAUCGUUAGGGUGUCAUCUCCUUUUGCUAUCAUCAUCUAAAACCAGCUUGUACGUCACAUGGCCAAUGUGGCAGAUUAAGUUACUUUAGUUUCCUAUAAUGUGGGGGGAAUCUAGUUCAUUUUGGGUACAAUGACAACUUAAGAUCAUGUUAAACUGAGGUAUCUAUUGUGCAAGUUGUUACAGGGACUACAACAACAACAACCACACAGUAUAUUCCCAACUCGGUUGGGAUCUGGGGCGUCAAGAUGUAAUUCAUAAUCAGAGACUAAUGAAACAAAAUAAGCAGUGGAAAAUUCUGGGUAAUUCAUAAUCUGGAAUGGGCUUGUAGACACAAGACAUGAACACAAGGCUCAUAAUUUGCUUUUCCAGUUUGAAAUUGUUCUUCAUUCGUUUUCUUCAUUUCUCACAGGACUUGGAGAUUGACGAAGAACUAGAAUUACUUGUACUUGCAAGUGAUGGAAUAUGGGAUGUUGUUCCUAAUGAGGUUAGAUUUCACUGUGAAGACUUCAUUAUCUUGGUGGAGUGUAUUGAGAGCUCUUUAGGCAUUUUGAAGAGCAAACACGUAGAAACUACUGCUUAGCAGAUGUUGCAUGUGGGAUGGUUACACAUCAUAGCAUCUCAUUUAAUUGCAUGUGUAGUUUCACGUUAGAGUAACACAUGCAUUAUCAUUUUUCCUUCCUUAAAAGCUCAGGGGAGUUGGAAAUAUGUUCUACAAUGUUCUUUUACUUAAAUUGAGGAUUGGGUCUUCUGAGAAGGCAUGGUUGUGCGUUGUGUCAGGAUGCUGUUUCUAUCGCUCAAGCAGAAGAUGAACCAGAAGCAGCAGCUAGAAAGUUGACAGAGACUGCCUUCACUCGUGGAAGCGCUGACAAUAUUACUUGCAUUGUGGUGAAACUUCAUCACAGCAAAGCAGAAGAACCAGUGGAAAAAUCAUCCCGGAGUGAACCCCUGCAGGAAUAAAUAAUUUGGUGAUCGUUGCAUGUGCAGUAAUUCUUACCCUUCUUACGUAAUUCCAUCAUGGGUAUCUGUUAGCUGAUAAUGGCUGGAUGUGCAGAUGGGAAGGCAGUCAUUUUUUGUUCAUUCAUUGGUUUUGUUUCUUAUUUAGCCACAAGUUUGGAAGUAUGUCCAAUCUUGUUGCUGUGUAUGUUGUUCUCUGUAUCAUCCUGGAAACUGAUUGUAGAUUGCAAUCGUAGAGAAACUUUUGGACGCAUUUCAUUUCUGUUUGAAGCCGUGUUUUAAAUUAUCCUCCCAUUUGUUAUACCUAAGGAAAAUAGUGAAAUUGAUCAUAUUGUGCUCUUGUAGUGGUCCUUUGUUUUUCUUCCCUUGUAGUGGUCCUUUGUUUUUC
Messenger RNA from Oldenlandia corymbosa var. corymbosa, 3082 nucleotides. The record is from the annotation of a GenBank genome assembly. Lineage: Eukaryota; Viridiplantae; Streptophyta; Magnoliopsida; Gentianales; Rubiaceae.